Aplysia californica (California sea hare) is the source of this 1575-nucleotide messenger RNA. RefSeq names its product transmembrane protein 45B. Lineage: Eukaryota; Metazoa; Mollusca; Gastropoda; Aplysiida; Aplysiidae. The record is from RefSeq and is a predicted model, not a curated record.
GUUCCAGAGAUCUGCCAUCCUCGCCAUGUCUCGGGCAUACCUUCUCAUGCUUCAGGGCAGCUGGUUCUGGGCAGUGGGCAUCAUCUUGUACGGCCACGGAGAUGAGAACACGGUCUGGGAUAUGAAGAGUCACGAACACGUCAUGCUGUCCACUAUCUACUUCAGCUGGCACUGUGCCGCCCACUUCAUCAUUCUUUUCUUCAUGUGCCUGGGUCUAUACCUCCUGCACCGGCGGAUAAAUGGCCCACUUCCCAACGGCUCCGGCCCGUCGUCCAUCCCCCUGACCCAACUUGGUGACAACGGGAAGUCAGAGGGCUACCGGCGCCUAGCCUUCACAGAUGAGGUCGAGGAAGACAGUGAUAUCGAGUUCGAGAAGCCAGUGGAAAAGGCUCUGGUACCAGCGGGGUCAAAUGUAUAAUAAACCCCUAUCGGUCCCUACCCUGUGUGUACUCUGCCGUGUGAUUCGUUUCAUGAUUUCUGCAUUAUUUCCAAAAUCGUGUUAAAGGCACCGUUGUUUUAAUUCCGUUUAGAAUCUGAACUUUUAUGAGGUGCCUUUUUUUUUCCUUUCCAAGAUUUUUUGGAACAAUCCUAAUGUCUACAUUUUUUUACUCUAUUCCACGUGGUGUAAUGUUAAUUGAAUACAAUUUGUAUCUAUGUUUUGUAUGAAUUGGAUUUUGUCCUACAUUUGAUUGAGACCACUAGUGUUUUAUAAAUGGUGAAAAUAAGGAUGACUAGAUCUAUAUAUCUAUAUGUUGUGCUUUAGAUAUCUAUUUUUGCAAUUUUAUUUAAAGCCUUUUUUUUUCAAUUGCAUUUUAAUGAGCAAAGAUUAAUCGGGUCCUUUUCAACCAAGUUUCAGUUUUUUUGAUAUAAUGGUUUAAUGCAAUCGUUUUCAUCUCAUUUUCGUGGGUUACUUUUAUUUUUCAAACGUUUAUCUGCAUUUCGUCUUUUGGUUACGUAAGCUUUAUUUCAAAAGUCAGCAGGUGCAAGAUUCCCAUCAACAAAAGGUUCAUUUAAAAUUGUAAUGAUCAAUGUGAAUCUAGAGUUCCAGUCAAGACCGAUGGAAUUUUUGUUCGUUGCGAUAUCUGAUCACACAUAGACAGCAGGUGUUCUCUCUCUACAUUUUGUUUUUAUGUUGAUGAGUCAGUUUUAAAACCUCACACUCAAACUGGAUAUGCAAAUAAUAUGUGUUAUUUAUGCGUUCAAUAAAAAUGUGCUCAAUGACUCAAUGGCACUAUGAUUUGAGAGUGUAUUAAAUGCCAUUCUUUUUAAAGAUGAUAAACUUGUUUUAAAGAUUGAAAACCUAGUUUACUUGGUACAUCAAUUUGAGAAGACAUUAAAUUAUUUUUUUUAAUGACAAAAUGUUUUUCGCCUUUGUAAACCUGGUUCACGGGAUUUAACACAGACUCAUCUGCACUCUUGUUGGAAAACCAUCACUCUGUUCAAUGAAUUUCAGUCGCUUUAUAAACUGCGUCUGGAGAAGUGCAGGUGAAAUGCUGGUAAGUAGUUAAGAAGAAUGAUACCACUUAAGGUUUGCUUCUAUUGGGUGAGGCAGGAUCGGGGGUGGGGGGGGGGGGG